ACAGCCGCUCCUCUUCUGGGCGACCUUUUGCAGAAACUAUAAGGCUUGAAUGAUGCUCAAUCAACUUCACCCUAGGGAUUUCUUUUACCUUUUCUACCUAGGACACUCUGGACAACGCCCCCCUGUCGCACUUCGUUGAAACCCGGUCAAAUCGAAGUUUAUUUGCCGUCGCAGUCAAAAUACGCCUAGAUACACGUCACCCAGACUCCCAUGCCAACAGUUUCAGGAUCAGCGAGCCCUUCCAGCGGGCCGGGGUCCCAGCGCGCGUCGCGUAUCCGAGGCCAUCUUCCCGUUGACCUGAGCCACCGCCGGACUCGAUCUCUGGACCAAAGCCCCAACGUUUCUGCCGAUUCACCAUCAGGCCUCAGCGGAAGAGAUAUCUCCCAUCUGCCUCGAGCCGUCAGAGAACUACAAGACUUUAAUGCGCCACCGAGAUCCAGCUCGAGCGAUUCGAGAUCGUCGUCAAGGAGUCGGGGCACUCCACGGUCGAAACCGCCUACGAGACACCGCCUAAGCAAGAUAGAAAGAGAGCUUCUACCCUACAAUGCGGAGCCAAUUAAGGAUUCAGAGGAGAGAGCAACCUCUUCGACUUCGCAACUAGACAUUGAAGACAGCCGUAUGUGGUUAACACGAUCAGCCGAAAGGAACCUUUCUAACAUCGCCCAAGGUCGCGACAUUGAACGCCGAAAAUCCCUCAACGUAAAGAAAUUGAUGCGAGAACAGAUACUACCGAAAAGCAGAAUUCAACGGGAUCCCAAUGCGUCCGCUGCUCCUGGCGUGCCGUUGACGCAUGCGCUCGACAUGGCCUCUGACUCCGAAGACCUGGCUUCCGGACCUGGUAAUGGAUCCUGGAUAGAUGACGAGGAAGGAACCGGCAUCGUCGACGAUAUGAAAUCUCCCUUUGUCACAUCCGUCAAGGAACGUGCAUCAUCAGACCAUCUGAAGGUGUCCAUGGACGAAGAUCAUAUCCAAGGAUCCGGACUUUCCGGGCUUCAAAAGAAGAAGAAGCUUGUGCGAGCCGAAACAGAAAAGGCAGAAUUGCUUUACGAAGAGUGGUUGGAAAAGAAAGAACGUAUUAAUGAGAUUCUUUACGCGCCCUCAUACCAAUCUUCCACUGCGCCAUCCGACUACGAGCAAGCGUCUCUCGAGAACAUUCCCGAAGGAAUUGAUAUUACGAUGGAAGAGGGUCUCUAUGUGUUUCAUCCAACUCUGAAAAAGUAUCAAGAUUUCCCAACACUUUUAUCCGAGAUUGAAGAGAUUGCAGGAAGAGAAAUGGGUGUAGUAAAAGUGGUUGUGCCCAAAGAAAGCAGCUAUCCUGGUUCUGCCGGGGCAACAUCCUCGGUCCGAUCAACAACGUCUCUUUCAAAGACAGUCGAUAGUCUUGUGGAUGGCAUUCUUUCUUCGGCAGACGCACAGGGUCAGAAACUCAACCCAUUUAAGCUUGAUAUGACUAUCCAUCCGAAUACCCGAUAUAAGGAGCAAUCGGUUUAUAAAGUCAGCAGCUGCCCGAUCCCUGACGUGCCAGCAAAACAGUGGCGUGAAGACAUUGAAAAACACCGCCAAGUUCUGAAGGACAAGCAUUGUCUCAAUGUCGAUAGCGCAAGCGACGCUUGGUCUAGAACGAAUUACACCGGGCCUUCAGAAGGGGAGAUGAUUGAGAGCUUUGGUGAUCCUCAGGAAGAUUCCGUGUACGCAAUGGACAAUGACGCAACAUCGGAUUUACGCUCAGCUCUCGGAUGCAUUGACCCAAAGCUUGCCGAAGUCGCGGGAAACAGCCUCAUGAAGUCAAGGUCUAGAGUUUCCGGCAUACAUUCUCCUUAUUUCUAUGUGUCGAAUCGAAAUGGCACACCGUUUGGAAUGCACGUUGAGGAUUUUGCCGCGUACUCGCUCAACUAUCACCAUGUCGGCGCCCCUAAGAAGUGGUAUGUCGUCCGUCCUCGAGAGCAUCAGUGGCUUGAGGAGUUUAUACACAAUUUCCUCAACCCGGAGGAGAGAUUGUUGGGCAGCGAACAUUUGCGGAAACCAAGACGGCCGCCUCAGUGUGGUCAAUUUCUUCGGCACAAUUCGCUAUAUCUUCCCGAGGAGACACUUCGAACCAUUGGGGUAUGCUACACUCGAGUUGUGCAACACCAAGGCGAGAUGGUCAUCACCUUUCCGUUUGCAUAUCAUCAGGGCUAUAAUACAGGACCGAACAUUGCAGAGGCCAUUGGAUACGCCAGCGAGCGCUGGGAGAUUUUUAUUCGAGAGGGAUUAUACCAGAAUUGUCGGCGGUCAAAUUGCAAGAUCGACCCUAUACAGAUGGAUUUUAGUUUUAUCAAGCACAUUUCUGGGCGGGGCCUGGAAUCGAAAAUGACGAGAAGACCAUACAAGUCGGAAAAGUCGUUAGGAGCUGCGGAUGGCGGUCGUCGAGGCUGGGCUACACAACGCAAUGUCCGGCGGUCGCACCACCAGAAGAAUGAUUCUCAAUCACUGUUUGUCGGUCAAGACUCUUCUUCCUCUUCUGACGAAGCCGAAGAUAUGGUCGAGCAUCGGAUAAGUGAAAAUGUCUCGAAUAAUCCAGACGUGCACUCCUCUGGUGUCAUGCAGACGCCUGAGCAGCUUGCGGCGGCAAAGCGCAAGAAGGCAUCGCCGCCUGGUACGCCGCCACAGCAUAUCCGACAUCGAGUGACGCCUCCAGCUGGAGACAAUGGCGACGAGACAGAAGAAGAAGUCGAUGGGUCCGGCGGCACAUCUGAACAACAACAACAAGAGCCAACGAGACUUGCUAACGCGCUUACUGGCAAAAUGGAUGCAAAUGGACUAUUGUCUCAUCGCGCCCCCUAUCACAGUCAUACUUCUUCGUCUUCUUUUCUUGGCCACCCCGACCAGGCUCAUAGUUCUCAAUCGACACUUUUGUCUCUUGGUCGCUCUAAUGAGAAUUAUCGCCCGCUUACCAACCAACGAGUCACUGGAGAUGGCGAAGGUUACGCGCAAAAGCAGCUUCUGCAGGCUUCUUCUUCCUCUUCUUCUCACCCUCGCAAUGACUCGAAUGCAACGUCUAGUGCAGUCAAUAUGACGCCAAGCCCUCACGUGUAUAGAAAUUAA
Molecule: messenger RNA, 3084 nt
Organism: Xylona heveae TC161
Lineage: Eukaryota; Fungi; Ascomycota; Xylonomycetes; Xylonales; Xylonaceae
Product: JmjC-domain-containing protein
Exons: 4
Coding region: 211-3084 (957 amino acids)
Biological process (GO): chromatin remodeling
Cellular component (GO): nucleus
Molecular function (GO): histone H3K36 demethylase activity; histone H3K9 demethylase activity
Source: RefSeq, a predicted model, not a curated record